CCUAUGCUGCUAUUCUUCCCUUUUCCUCCACCUUCUUCUCUUCCUUAGUCUAUUAGAGAAAAAAAUUUUAAAAAAAUUAGUAUUUUAGUAGUCAUGCUGUCCGCUUAUCCAGCCAUCUUGCCCUCCUCCGAUCAAAUUCUCGGCAAUCCAUUUCCGGCCUUCGACGGCGGGUUCACACCUUGGGAUUUCUCCGAGGUUUUCCCUCCCGUUGAUCAUGAAGGAUCGCCCAAACCGGUCACGUCGAACUCAGGUUCGGGUGAUUUUCAAACCACAUCUUCUUCCCCUAAAGCCGUUGUUUCCGGUUCAGGUUCUGAUGAACCGAACCGUUACCAUGGCAAAAUAAAGACGACCUGCUGUACCGAUGAACCGUCGAAUCGGCCGGUUUCCGUUGUGGACGAGCGGAGGCGGAGGCGGAUGAUUUCGAACCGGGAGUCGGCGAGGAGGUCACGGAUGCGUAAACAAAAGCACUUAGAAAACCUAAGGAGCCAGGUGAACCGGUUUAGGGUUGAGAACCGGGAACUUACGAACCGCUUACGGUUCGCUUUGUAUCAUUUCCAGCGGGUUCACACGGAUAACAUACGGCUCCGGUCCGAAUACUCUAUGCUCCAACAGAAGUUGUCGGAUAUACGCCAAAUUAUGCUUUUUCGGCAACUCCAACACUUCCCAGCCUCAUGGCCAUGCAAUACUGUUAUUUCCGAAUAAACCCAUUAAUCACCUAAUUUUGAAUCAAUUAUUAUUAAUAACCUCAUUAAAUUCUUAAACCAAGAACAAAUUAAGAGACUCUCUCUCUCUCUCUCUCUCUCUCUCUCUCUCUAUCUCUAUCUCUAUCUCUCUCUCUCUCUCUCUCUCUGUGUAAAUUAUAUAAAAGCUGCUAAAAGAAAAUGGUGGGCUCUUAUGGUGAUUUUUGGGGGAAAAAGAAGAAAAAAAAGAAAGAAAGAAAAUUCGGUUUGGAAAAUGACGGUUUCUCUCAUGCAGAACCGAGGGUCAUUAUAUAUAUAUAAUAUAAUAUGUUGUGUAUAAGAAGAUUAGUCAGUGCCUUUGUUAAUUAGAGCAUUUUUGUUGUUUUGUUUUUGUCUGGUAUAUCAAUAAAUAUAUAUAUAUAUAUAUAUAUAUUAUUAGAAA
This is a messenger RNA of Ziziphus jujuba (common jujube), 1122 nucleotides long. Its product is annotated as light-inducible protein CPRF2. Gene Ontology annotation, molecular function: DNA-binding transcription factor activity; transcription cis-regulatory region binding. Gene Ontology annotation, biological process: positive regulation of DNA-templated transcription. Gene Ontology annotation, cellular component: nucleus. The record is from RefSeq and is a predicted model, not a curated record. The coding region runs from base 94 to 702 and encodes 202 amino acids. The transcript has a single exon. Lineage: Eukaryota; Viridiplantae; Streptophyta; Magnoliopsida; Rosales; Rhamnaceae.